CGCCUUCCUCCGCCGCACCUCAGCCGGCGUCCACCUCUCCCUCUCAGCCCCGGACCCUCUCGCCGCCGCCAUGGCCGCGUCCGCGUCCGCGCUGCCGCACCAGUGGGCCUGCCGCACGCAGAAGAGCGUCACCCUCGCCCACUCGCAGCCCGCCUACGGCCCGCACGGCCUCGACGAGCUGCGCGCCAGCGCCCGCACCGUCGCAUACGCACCCGACGGCUCACUCUUUGCCGCGGCCUUCGAGGAUGCCGUGCGCCUCGUCGCCACGGCGCAGGCUGCCGGCGCGCCCGCCGUGCUGCACACGCUCGCCGCCGCAAAGGCCGUCGACAUGCGCUUCAGCCCGCGCGGCCGCUUCCUCAGCACGUGGGAGCGCCCCGGCAAGGACGCCGAGGGCAACAACACGCGCAACCUGAGCAUCUGGGAUACGCGCACCGGCGAGCGCGUCGCCAGCUUCGAGCGCAAGAGCCAGGACGGCUGCCACUUCCAGUUUCCCGUCUCGGAGACGCACGCCAUCCGCCAAAACUCGACCGAGCUGCAGGUGCUCGAUGCCAGCGACAUGAGCGGCCCUGUUGUCGGGCGUCUGCGCCUCGAGGGCAUGACGAGCUACGAGGUCGGGCCCGGCGACAAGCCGUCCAUCGCGGUGUUCUGCGGCGAGAAGAAGGGCGCGCCUGCUUCGGUGCGCGUUUACUCGCUGGCGUCGCUCAUCCCGGCGCCCGAGACACCGCCGGCGCCCAUCUCGCAGAAGAUGUUCUUCAAGGCCGACAAGAUCCAGAUGAAGUGGAACAGCGCUGGCACGUCGAUUCUCUUCCUCACGUCGACGGAGCACGACAAGACGGGCAAGUCGUACUACGGCGAGACGAACCUGUACAUGAUGUCGACGCGCGGCGACUUUGACUGCCGCGUCGGGCUCGACAAGGAGGGCCCGGUGCACGACUUCGAGUGGAACCCCAACGGGCGCGAGUUCAUCGUCAUCUACGGCUACAUGCCGGCCAAGGUGACGCUCUUCUCGUACCGCGUCAAUGUCAUCGCCGAGCUGGGCGUGGCGGGCCGCAACUUUGCCGCCUUCAACCCGCAGGGGCGCCUCUUUGUCAUUGCCGGCUUCGGCAACUUGAACGGCACCGUCGACAUCUGGGACCGCGAGCUGCUCGGCGGCUCGGCGGGCACGUCUGCCGAGGCGAGCGCGCAGGCGAAGCUCUUCUCGCUCGACGCAUCAAACUCGAGCGUGUGCCAGUGGAGCCCCGACGGGCAGUACCUGCUCACCGCGACGCUCAGCCCGCGCCUGCGUGUCGAGAACGGCGUGCGGAUAUGGCACUGCACGGGCAAGCUCAUCCACGUCGACAUGCAGGACGAGAUGUACCAGGCCAUGUGGCGCCCCGAGCUGCCGUCCGAGGCGAUGGCGAACCACCCCUUCCCGAAGGCGAUCCCUGCUGCGCCCGAGCCGUCCGAGGCUGCGCAGGCCAUCCUCGCGGCGAAGCAGGCCAAGGCGGCGGCCAAGCCGGCUGGCGCAUACCGGCCGCCCGGCGCACGCAACGGCGCGUCUGUUUCGAGCGAGUUCCAGCGUCUCUACCAGGAGAGCGCCAGCGGCUCGAGCUCGCCGACGCGCACCGCCUCGCCGGGCCCGAAUGGCCAGUACGUGCCGCCGGGCGCGGGCCCGCGCGGCAAGCGCACGGUGCCAGGUGCUGCACCGCCGCCAGGCAGUGCGCCGGCUGCCAAGCCGGGCAAGAAGGGCGGCGCCAAGGCGGCACCCGCCAGCAAGGAGGAGCCUGAGGCCGCCGCGGCGCCUGCCGUCUCGGGCCCCGCCGACGUGGGCGGCAACGCGGCGGCCGCGGGCGCCAUCGACAAGAAGCUGCGCAACCUCAACAAGAAGCUCAAGGCGAUCCAGGAGCUCAAGGAGAAGCGCGCAAAGGGCGAGAAGCUCGAGAUGACGCAGGUGGCCAAAAUCGAGGCCGAGGCCGAGCUGCGCAAGGAGCUUGCUGCGCUGGAGUAAUGCAUAUGCAGUAAGCUAUCCCUCGUGUGUGCCUGUGCAGUCACAGGCAAAGCCAGCAAGGGCAGCACGCCUGGCCUGCCUUGCGUGUGCUCCUCAGGGCGCGUCGAGGGGCAGCACCAUCACGCCGCUGCGCUUGAACCACGUCACAUUAGAAGUACAUCACCAGUCUCGCCCCGUGUCGCAGCCACGCCAUGUAGAGACGGAGCGCUC
This is a messenger RNA of Tilletiopsis washingtonensis, 2197 nucleotides long. Its product is annotated as translation initiation factor eIF-2A. Gene Ontology annotation, molecular function: translation initiation factor activity; tRNA binding; protein binding. The transcript has 3 exons. The record is from RefSeq and is a predicted model, not a curated record. Gene Ontology annotation, biological process: translational initiation. Gene Ontology annotation, cellular component: cytosolic small ribosomal subunit. NCBI's taxonomy places the organism in Eukaryota, Fungi, Basidiomycota, Exobasidiomycetes, Entylomatales. The coding region runs from base 71 to 1987 and encodes 638 amino acids.